Messenger RNA from Octodon degus (degu), 3377 nucleotides. RefSeq names its product TNF receptor associated factor 5 (gene Traf5). Lineage: Eukaryota; Metazoa; Chordata; Mammalia; Rodentia; Octodontidae. The transcript is spliced from 11 exons. The record is from RefSeq and is a predicted model, not a curated record. Gene Ontology annotation, biological process: positive regulation of JNK cascade; regulation of apoptotic process; positive regulation of canonical NF-kappaB signal transduction. The coding region runs from base 617 to 2293 and encodes 558 amino acids. Gene Ontology annotation, cellular component: plasma membrane signaling receptor complex. Gene Ontology annotation, molecular function: tumor necrosis factor receptor binding; zinc ion binding; thioesterase binding.
GUGAACAGCAGCUAAUGGCCAGCAGCAGCUGCUCCACUGGACUCCACUUGGAGUCUACACUUGGUGACCCUGUCCUUUGUCUCCCUCAUGAUGUCAUCUCAACUACCUUCCUGUUCUGCUGGGUUCCUGUGCACCCCUGAGGGUUCCUCCCGCAGUAGAUGUGAUUCUCUCUCUCUGGGAAGCAGCAGUGGCCCCAUGCCCGCGUGAGUUGCCUGGGGAACCCUCCUUAGCUGGCAAGCUCUGCAACUCAAAGGCUUCCAGGGCAGCUGCAGCUAGGCAGGCGGGCGGGCCAGUCCGUGUGCGCCUCCUGGAGGGGCUCAGCUGAAAAGCGACUGGAGCGGGACCUUGAGCUCUUACUAGACUGGCCAGGAAGGGCCCAGGCGGAGGCGGCGGCUGAAGACCAGCACACGCGAGAAAGCGGAGCUGCGUGUCACCGGCAGGGGCUGAGGGUUCGGGACAGGUAGGGGGCGCGCCGGCCGGGCCAGCUGAGGCCUCCUCGGGUGUCUCCGCCCCACCCUCCCGCGGCCGCUCCAGGAAGGGAGCCGAGCGGCCGCAGCCUGGCGGCGGCGCCCCACGCAGAAGGCCGGGACAGCGCGGACGCCCUCUGCUCGCACUAAUGGCUUCCUCAGAGGAGCAAGGAGGGGUCACCUGUGGUUUCAUCCGCCAGAACUCCAGCAACUCCAUUUCCUUGGACUUUGAGCCAAACACAGAGUACUGGUUUGUGGAGCAGUUGGAAGAGCGCUACAAGUGCGCCUUCUGCCACUCCGUGCUGCACAACCCCCACCAGACAGGCUGCGGGCACCGCUUCUGCCAGCACUGCAUCCUGGCCCUGAGAGAAUUAAAUGCAAUGCCAAUCUGCCCUGUAGACAAAGAAAUUAUCAAAUCUCAGGAGGUGUUUAGAGACAAUUGCUGCAAAAGGGAAGUUCUCAAUUUAUACGUGUAUUGCAAAAAUGCCCCUGGAUGUAAUGCCAAAAUGAUUCUGGGACGAUAUCAGGAUCACCUGCAGCAGUGCCUGUUCCAGACCAUUCCAUGUUCCAAUGAGAACUGCCGGGAAGCCGUGCUCCGGAGAGACCUGCAGGAGCACCUGAGCACGGGCUGCCAGUUCCGGGAGGAGAAAUGCAUUUACUGCAAGAAGGACGUGGUAGUAAUCAAUCUACAGAACCAUGAAGAGAACUUGUGUCCUGAGUACCCAGUGUCUUGUCCCAACAAAUGCUCACAGGUUUUUCCAAGAACCGAGGUGGAUGAGCAUCUGGCUGUGUGUCCGGAAGCUGAACAAGACUGUCCUUUCAAGCACUACGGCUGUGCCGUGAAGGAUAAGCGGGGAAGCCUGUGGAAGCACGAACAGUCAGCCUUACGGGAGCACAUGCUUCUGGUUCUGGAGAAGAACUUCCAGUUAGAAAGACAGAUUUCUGAGUUACAUAAGAGCCUAGAGCAAAAAGAAAGCAAAAUCCAGCAGCUCACAGAAACUGUAAGGAAAUUCGAAAAGGAGUUCAAGCAGUUUGCACAGUUGUUUGGUAAAAACGGAAGCUUCCUCUCAAACAUACAGGUGCUUACCAGUCACAUUGACAAGUCAGCCUGGCUAGAAGCUCAAGUGUGUCAAUUGUUACAAAUGGUUAACCAGCAACAACAUAACUUUGACCUGAGGUCUUUGGUGGAAGAGAUUGAUGCAGUGAAACAGAAAAUCACCCUGCUAGAAACCAAUGAUCGACGAUUAGUUGUUUUAGAAGGAGAGACUAACAAACAUGAUGCCCACAUUAAUAUUCACAAAGCACAGCUGAACAAAAAUGAGGAGCGAUUUAAACUGCUUGAGGGUACCUGCUACAAUGGAAAGCUCAUUUGGAAGGUGACAGACUACAAGAUGAAGAAGAGGGAGGCGGUGGACGGGCACACAGUGUCCAUCUUUAGCCAGCCAUUCUACACCAGCCGCUGCGGCUACCGGCUCUGCGCUCGAGCAUACCUGAAUGGAGAUGGGUCUGGGAAGGGGACACACCUGUCCCUGUACUUUGUGGUGAUGCGAGGAGAGUUUGACUCACUGUUGCAGUGGCCAUUCAGGCAAAGGGUGACCCUGAUGCUUUUGGACCAGAGUGGCAAAAAGAACCACAUUAUGGAGACCUUCAAAGCUGACCCCAAUAGCAGCAGUUUUAAAAAACCUGAUGGGGAAAUGAACAUCGCCUCUGGCUGUCCUCGCUUUGUGGCUCACUCCACUUUGGAGAGUGCCAAGAACACCUACAUUAGAGAUGACACACUGUUCUUGAAAGUGGCUGUGGACUUGACUGACCUGGAAGAGCUCUAGUCCCUGUUUAGGAUUGAGGCAAAAAACCUCAGAGUGUGGAGAACACACGGGAUGGAUUUAGACUCCGUCUAAAUUGUACUGAGCUUUUCAUCUUUUGUGUCUGAAGUCAGUUUAAAACUUCCAAAGAACUGUUUUCUUUUUGCAUUUUAUUCUGAUGCAGUUGGAAACUUAGAACUUUUAGAAUAUCUUCUUGUUUAAAAAAAUGAGUAUUUUCUUGUUAUUUAUAUUUUAUAUCUCACAGAAGAUAGUAUGUUUCUUUAAAGCAAAGUCAGAGGCUUGUCUCUUAUGGGUGUUUGAAGCCUCUCAGGUACUUUACCCUAACCCUGAGGACACACAGCUGAAAACGCUUGGGCAUUUAUCCACUCAAAUCAGACCUAAACACACUCAGUGUUGCCUGUUCCUUUUGGAGACUAUUUGAAGUCAUAAAUUGCUAUGAAAAUGGGAAUGUAUGUAGAGUUGUAAGUUUCUUGUCUGAGUCUGGACUACUUUCUGAAUAACGAAUGAUCGUGUUCUUAAGCAUCCAUCGUGUAGAUCUGGGGGUGUGCAUACAAAUCAAGAUGAGCCCUGUGACUCUUAAUAAGCCUGAGCUUCAUCAAAUUGGGAGUGUUUUCCUAACCUGAAAUGCACUUUUAUGCCACUUGCCAUUGUUCCCCUUGGGUGGGCACUCCUGAGUAUUUCAGAAUAAGUGCCAUGGCCUCAGGGCCUUGGGGCAACCACACAUCUUACCAUUUCCGAACAGUUCACCCUACUGAACAGCCAAGAAUUGUAUUACUUACUUCUAGGAAUGACAGCAACCUUUUUUCUUUCUCCUGUGGAAUUUUCAAGAUGCUAAUGACUCAUCCACAAGAAUCAUCCCUGAGGAUUAAGUUCAAAGAAAUAGAUGUGCCAUGGAAUUGUAGUAGAGAAUGACACUGUGGCUCCUGAUCUGCUCUGGUUGGUUCUGGCCAACACAGCAUCUCAGAUAAACUCAGGAUACAUCCUGUAGCCCACAAGGCCAGACCGGAACUUGCUGCUUGUCUGUCUCUUUUUAAUCAUGUCCCAGGUCACUCUGUGUCUCCCAGGAGCAGAUGAACAUGUUGUACUU